Messenger RNA from Mercurialis annua (annual mercury), 2117 nucleotides. RefSeq lists its product as uncharacterized. The record is from RefSeq and is a predicted model, not a curated record. NCBI's taxonomy places the organism in Eukaryota, Viridiplantae, Streptophyta, Magnoliopsida, Malpighiales, Euphorbiaceae. The coding region runs from base 800 to 1882 and encodes 360 amino acids. The transcript is spliced from 3 exons.
AUGCACUAAUAUAAGAAUAUUGUUAACUUUUGUGUAUGAUUUUUUAACUCUAGUAUAAUAAUAUAAUGUUUUUGUUUUAUAUUCUUUUAGUUUUUUAAUGCACAAUGGAUCUAAACUUUUCCAUCUAUGGUUACUGCCUUGCUGCACCUUGUUAGAUAGUGUCAAAAUAUUUUUAUGGUUUUUAAGGUAUUAUUCUCUGGCUUCAAUGUUCUUUUAGUUUUGAAAACCAAACUUUUAUAUUUUCAGGGUUUCAGCUUUUUAAUUAGCUUCAGCCAUUGUUGGUGGUUUUAAUUAUUUUCUUGUUUUUCUUGAUGGUUUUUAUGUGUUCCACAUGAAUUGGGUCCAUUGUAUUAUUAUUAUGAAGUAAUUGUUUUAGAUAGAGAUAUUAUAAAAAGUUCCUGUUUGGGCAAUUUGAUACAUAAAAACCAAGAAAGUUGACAAAUUUUGUAAUGAGUAUUAUGUGUUUGUUAUAAUGCCCCAUAGAAGAUUUAACUGGCUUAGUUAGUUAGUUUGGCAAUCUUUUGGUCUAAUUUCUAAGCAUCAUAGUGCAGUAACAGUGGGUGAAUUUUUGGUUAGAGGAAUGAGUUUGGUCCACUACUUCUUUUUUUCUAGAUAGAUGUUUUGUUACUGUACAUAGAUGAGAUCUGAAGUAUAGGGCUGUAUAGGGUUAAUUUUCAAGAAAUUUGGACCAUUUUCUUCACUUGGGAUUGGCAUUUCAUUGCUGACACAAAAAGUUAAGUUGUGGGUUCUAAGUUUAGUGGUCACAUAGUAGGAGAAGUUGAGCUUUUUUUUUAGGAGAAUGAGAUCUAUAGAGGAUAAAGGGUGUUAUAAUCAUGGACCAAUUCAGGAGAUUUCAACUAGCAAUGGAGUGAGUUUUGAGUUUCAUAAAGGUGUUAAUGGAGCGAACCGAACUACUCCUUCUCAUCAUCAUAGAACGGCAUUAGGCAAGCCAACGCCGUCUAAAUGGGAUGAUGCGCAAAAAUGGCUUGUCGGGUUUUCAAGAGGAGGAGAUAAAAACCAAUCCAAGCCAAGAAACUCGAAUGCUGAUGAUAGGAGAUUGAUAGCUCCUGUUCCGCAGCAAGAACAAGACUACUCGAGUGGAGAUGAUGACGUUGACGGCACUGUGGAACAAAAUGGAUGUCCUGCUUUGAUGGAAACCAAAAAUAUGGAUUGUGAUGAGUCGAUUUGGAGAAUCAAUAAGCCGGCCGUGAAAAAUUGUGCGGCUGCAUCUGCUGUUAGAUCGAUAUGUGUUAGGGAUAUGGGGACUGAGAUGACUCCUAUUGCUAGCCAAGAGCCUUCAAGAACAGCUACUCCUAUUAGAGCUGGAACUCCAGUUCAAAGGAGCCCGAUUUCUUCAGGAUCGUCCACUCCCGUCAGGUUUCAGCAUGAGCUGCAGUGUCCUGAUGCGGGCUUUACUACCGAAAGCAGAGGUGAAUUGAAUUCUGCAGUGAGAGGGCGCGGAGGAGAAGACCCAAAUAGUUCCUGCAGGAUUCCUGAGAAUAAGAAUCUAGAUGAAGAAAGAAAUGUGAAUUCCUUGGAAACAAGAGCCAUAGCUUGGGAUGAAGCGGAGCGAGCCAAAUAUACCGCAAGGUAUAAGCGAGAAGAUGUGAAGAUACAGGCCUGGGAAAAUCAUGAAAAGAGGAAAGCAGAAAUGGAAAUGAAGAAAAUUGAGGUAAAGGCUGAGAGAACGAAAGCUCGAGCCCAGGAAAAGCUGGCAAGCAAACUCGCUUCAACAAAGAGAAUAGCUGAAGAGAAGCGAGCAAAUGCAGAGGCCAAACUGAAUGAGCAAGCUGUAAGAACAGCCGAAAGGGCAGAUUAUAUACGGAGGACCGGACAUUUGCCCUCUUCGUUCUCCUUUAAAUUACCUUCCUUAUGCUGGUAGUAUGCAUUGCUAAUGCAUUAUAAAUCUAUAUGCAAUAGCAGCAAUACUAUAUAUCAGUAACCAUUCUUAUUCUGUUUUCUUUUAUUAUUUUCUUCAUUUUGAUCGAUCUGCGAGCUUGUGGAUUGUUUUGAUAAGUUAUAUUCUUGAAUUCUUCACAAGUGCAGAAUAAGUUGUCAUAUUGAAUGAUCCUGGCUUGAUCUGAUAUUUAUAUGAUUAAUGGAGUAAAUUAUGAGCA